Molecule: messenger RNA, 1494 nt
Organism: Purpureocillium lilacinum
Lineage: Eukaryota; Fungi; Ascomycota; Sordariomycetes; Hypocreales; Ophiocordycipitaceae
Molecular function (GO): FAD binding
Source: RefSeq, a predicted model, not a curated record
AUGGAGCAAGCGUCGGUGCCGUCGUCGGUCCCAGAGGCACAAAAGCCCCAUUGCCUGGCCCUGCUCCUGGAGCUUGGGGAUCGCCAAGUCUCGUUUGAAGGCUUCGAGACCUAUUCCUCGUCACUCAACUCAUACUUUUCACAGCAAGAGUCGGAGCUGCGCCCGGCCUGCAUCGUUGCCCCAAAGACCCCGGAAGAUGUCGCCAACGCGGUGCGCGUGCUGAGCGGCGACAAGAAGACCCUCGCAGAUGACGGCUCCGACGGCGGCGUAUGGGGCGGCGCCGACUUUGCCAUCCGGUCAGGAGGCCAUGCGGCUCACGCGGGUGCUGCAAAUAUUGGAAGCACGGGUGUGACAAUUGACCUCCGCGGGCUGAACUCCAUCGAGCUGAGCGCGGACAAGAAGACCGUCUCUGUUGGGCCUGGAGCAAAAUGGGGACAAGUCUAUGAGAAAUUGGAUGAGCUGAAUCUCUGCGUCGCGGGUGGCCGGGCCGCUCCCGUUGGUGUCGGCGGCCUUUCUACAGGAGGAGGUAUCUCGUAUUUCUCUCCGCGAUACGGCUGGACUUGCGACACGGUCGUCAAUUACCAAGUCGUUCUGGCGGACGGGAGUAUUGUCAACGCCAACGAAUCCGAGAACCCCGAGCUCCUUCAGGCGCUGCGCGGUGGCUCCAACAACUUUGGCAUCGUCACGCGCGUCGAUCUCCGGACAUUCGAGCAGGGCAAGCUUUGGGGAGGAGUCCUAUACCACGCGGUCGAUACAAUUGACGCGCAGCUCAAGGCGUUUGAGGCGUUCAACUCGGCCGACAAGUACGACGAAUAUGCCAGCCUCAUCACGAGCUUCGGGUACGCCGCCGGGCGCGGAAGUGGUAUUGUCAACAACCUAGAGUACACCAAGCCACUGGAGCGCCCGCCUGUGUUCGAGGAAUUCAUGAAGAUUCCGGCACUGAUGAACACGAUGCGAAUCUCCAACAUGUCAGAUAUCUCCAAGGAGCAAGGAUCGUUUUCGACAAAUGGUCUGAGGCAGCUCUGCCUUCAGAUCACCCAUGGGACCACGCUUCCAAUGCUCAACGCCACAUUCAAGCGCUGGCAGGAGAGCGUGCCGGCCAUUGAGAACGUGACAAACGUCGUGUGGUCCCUCUCCCUCGAGCCCCUGCCGCCUGCGAUAUACAAGAAAGGCGCCUCAUUGAAUAGCCUAGGCUUGGCCGAUCGGUCCAAGGCCCUUGUUGUGACGCUUCUCACUGCCAUGUGGACCGACAAGGCCGACGACGGCAAGAUCGAGGCGGCAGCGCGCAAGAUGUUUCAAGACAUCGAGGCAGACGCGCGAAGCCUCGACGAGUACGACCCAUUUGUGUAUCUCAACUACGCAGCGGCGUGGCAGGAUCCGAUCGCAAGCUACGGGGGAGAAAGUGUGAAGCGGCUACGAAAGGUGCGGGCGACAGUCGAUCCACACGAGCUUUUCACGACCAAAGUGCCUGGAGGAUUCAAGAUUCCCAAGUAA